Molecule: messenger RNA, 378 nt
Organism: Pediculus humanus corporis (human body louse)
Lineage: Eukaryota; Metazoa; Arthropoda; Insecta; Psocodea; Pediculidae
Exons: 3
Coding region: 1-378 (125 amino acids)
Cellular component (GO): cytosol
Molecular function (GO): zinc ion binding; DNA binding; protein-disulfide reductase [NAD(P)H] activity
Source: RefSeq, a predicted model, not a curated record
AUGGUUACUGAAGUUCACGUAGAUGGAUACGAUGCUUUAAACGAAUUGCUACAUUCGUUAAAUCCUGAAACAAAACUUGUUUUAUAUUUCGCCGGACAAGUUAAUGAUAAAGGUGAAAAUUGGUGUCCAGACUGUCAAGCAGCCGAACCGAUUGUAAAAGAAGUUUUAGAAGAAUGCAGUAAAAAAAAUUUUACUUUUAUUCAUGUUUCCGUGGGAUCUCGUGAAGAAUGGAAGGAUCCAAAUUGUAAAUUCAGGACUGAUGAGAGGUUUAAACUAACCUCAGUUCCAACAUUAAUAAAAUUUCACUCGGUGGAGCGCCUGAAUGACAUUGAAUGUCAAGAUAAAGAAAAUAUAAGAAUGCUUUUUGAAGAUCUCUAA